This is a messenger RNA of Effrenium voratum, 513 nucleotides long. NCBI's taxonomy places the organism in Eukaryota, Dinophyceae, Suessiales, Symbiodiniaceae. The record is from the annotation of a GenBank genome assembly.
AUGUGCGGGCGGCGUUGGUUGCAGAAUUGCCGCUUGACCCCAACACACCCGGCGCACGCAAGAGCUUGGCUUUGCUCUUGUCUGCGUGAAGAUCAGCUGACUGAGAAACAAAAGCUCGAGGCAAAGAUGACCAACCAAACCAGGUUGUUGCAGACUUCGGAGCAUCACGCAAUGAGGAUUGCUGUGGAGAAGGUCACGGGCAAGUUGCGAGACAAAGAGGCCUCCUCCAAGCAGCUGAUCUCGGUGCGCCUCGAGCAAGUACCUCAGGCAGAGGACCUCAAAGAGGUCACAAGCCUUGACGAGGGGGAAAUUGAAUCACUGGCCGCCACCAUUGAUCCAGCUUCGGCUACGCUCAGAAUUCGCAGCGGGAAAAAGACCGUUGCCACGCCUAAGAACGCUGAGGAAUUACGGCUAAGGCAUCGCCGUAUCGGGUUCAGUUGGCAGUUUGUGGCAACAUUCAGAAUAUUUCCAGACUGGAUCAUGGGUGCGCAGGUUGCCGGUCCUGAGAUUUGA